AUGUCAAUGUAUCUAUUUACGGGUCACAAUUUCCAUCAUGUGUUUCUCUUUCAGAUUAACUGCAAGCUCUUCCUGUUUAAUAAACUUUCUUUAACUUGGAUUGAAAAAGGCAGAGGAUCCCUGAGGCCUAAUGACACUUCCAGCAAUAAAUGUGGCAUGUUGCAAUCGAGGCUGAUUAUGCGAAAUCAAGGCAGCUUGAGACUGAUUCUCAACACCAGACUCUGGGGUCAAAUGGUGUUAAAAAGAGCAAACAGUAAAAGCCUGUGUUUCACAGCAACAGAUCAAGAGGACCACUCUGUUCAAGUAUUUCUAAUUCAGGCAAGAUCAAAAGAUGCUGGAUAUUUGUAUGCAGCAAUACAUCACCGCCUUGUGGCAUUGCGAAGCUGUGCUGAGCAAGAAUCAGAUGCUAAUCAAAUAGACACAGAGUCAGAAACAGCUUUUCAGCUAUUAAACUAUGACAGUGAUGAAGAUGAUGAAAAAAUAACCCAAGUGAGCAGCAGUGGAUCUGGAGAAAAAAAAGAAGAAGAGGAAGAAGAAGAAGAAGAAGAAAAAGAAAGAGGUGAAAGGGAAUAUAAAAGCAGUUUGAGAGCACAGAUUUACUAGUUAAAUAUUUACUUUGAUUUGCAGAGAUUUGUGAUACAAAUAUUCAAAUAGCAUCCAGCAAACAGAUUCUGAAAUACGACUGUCAGGUGUUCUUGAGUGUCAAGCCCUUUAGUUUAAGCUUCUAUCUUUUAUUUGUGUUCAGACAAUUCCUGUCAGCAAUUUUAGCAAUCCCUUUCAAAUGCUUUUUGGAUGACUUCUAUCAUUCCGUGCUUAUCUCUUCCAUUAUUCUCAGAGCCACGAGGUUUUAAUUUGGCAUAAAUUUCAGUCAGUGGUAUCCAAGUCCCACUUUCUGUGCAGACAUUCACUUCUUACAUGUGUCUGUCCCUGGAACUUCCAUUUCCAAAAUGGAAAUUGCAGUCAUAGCUUUUUAAAUAAGGUGAGGUCAGUUUUAAAUACUAAUGUAGAAAUGUGUAUUUGGAUGCAAGAAAUCAGAUCCUGCACAUUUAAGAACAUGUGAUAAAGAGCCUACGUUUUCAUUUUCAUUUAAAUAUGUAUGUUGUUUCAUUCAUUUCCUUUAAAAUUGUAGAAUUGCUAAGGUUGGAAAGAAUCUGUAAGAUCAUCCAGUCCAACCAUCCAUCUACUUCCAAUAUUGCCCGCUAAAUCAUAUCCCUAGGUAUCAGAUCUGCCCUUUCCUUAAGUGUCUCCAGGGACGUAACUCCACCACUUCUCUGGGCAGCUUGUUCCAAUGCCUGACCAAUUCUUCUGAGAAGAAAAAAUUUUAAUAGCUAAUCUUUAGUUUAGGCUACUAUGAGAAGCAUGACUUCUCAGUUACUGCGUCAUUACAAUAAAUAAGAUUUAAAAAUAUGCCUAGAUUUUAUUUAAUUAUGUUCUACCUGUUUUGUCUCAGAAAAAGCAAUGACAAUUCUCUCUUUUCUUAAUACAGGCAAUUUUCUCUGCGUUAAACUGAAGUUACAUAGUUCCCUAGAUUAUAAUGUAUAUUUCAUGACACUGUAAAAGACAUGGAAAAAAUUAAUCGAAGUUAUUUUUGAUGUAAAAGAUUGAAUAAAAGCAAGUAGAAUUUAUAUUAGUGAAGUGUUUGUGAACAGGAAGGUGAUGCUAUAUGCUUGCAAUAAAUUUUCUUACGUGCAGUUCUUCACUAUACUGUCCACAGAACAUUAACCUUAUAUAAGGACGCUGUAAAAGGUAGGAGAGGUAUUCCUACUAUUCAGUAUAGACAACUGUAUUGAAUUCUGUCACUUCCAAGGAAAGAUGUUGUUUUCAUAAGAUCUGUAAAUAAUAAGCUGAUUUUUCUGAUGUUUAUAUUACCUUGUAUUUCACUAAUUCACAACUCAGAUACUUUCAGCAACAAAAUGAUGUUUAAAUCUGAAUGGAGACAAACUGAACAAUUCAUCCAACUUCAAUCAGUUUUUGAAAGUGGUUGUCAUCAAUUACUCUCUUAGAAGUGUUUAUUUUUCCCACUAACUACAAAAUGAGCUGAGGAGAUGAAUUUAGAAUAGACAGCAAACUUCUAGACUGACAAAAGUUAGGCAAAUUUCUCCUUCCCUAUAUAUAACUUGCCUGCUCAGUAUUUCACUACAUUUGCCUCAAAUUGUCUUUGUAAUAUCUAGCUGAAAAGAGAUCAGCAGAAUUCUUUAUCGUACAUGGAAAAAAUGUUCUCACAGAAUGAUUUAACAAAUAAAAUGAUGAAAAAAGCUGGUAGGAUAAUAUGCAAAUAAUUAGAAUUAGAGUGUUCCUUUCUGAGGGGAAUCCUUUCUUGUUUUUCUUCUCUUGGCAUUUGUAAACUUCAUAUUCUUUGCUGCAUAAUGGAUCUGCUUCUACAGACAGAAUGGAGAAUUUUCCUUAGCCAAGUGUACAGAAUAGCUUGGUAAGGGAGAUUGGUCAUUGUAGGCAAGAAGGUGGACCCAAACCCUGUGGAUAAGGAGGAACUAGUACCCAAUAUGUGUGCUACAAUGAGUAAAAUAAUGUGCAAACCAUUGCCAUUUCCUCCUCUACCUUAGUUUAUAGAUCUCAAACAUCUGCUUGGGAUUUUCUUGUAUGCUGGCAGACCUGUGUCAGGUAUCUGUGCAGAUUCAGUCUGUGCAGAUUGUGAACACCUGUUUUUUAAGUCCUUUGACUACAAGCUGUCACAAUUUCAGCACUUGGGAGUAAUGAAUUCCUCUACUAAUACACUUAAGUUCUGGAUAUAUAGUUUUUGUAUAGAUGAUUCUGUAAUUUAGGCUCUGAAUCUUUUACAAGAUGCCUUCAUCUUUUCACUGGUCACAAACAAAAGAGGUAUCUAUGUCAGGCUCAAAGAGUCAACCAGCAAAAACAUGGAUCUAUUAUUUAAAACCACAAUACCUAAGCUUACCAUUGGCAAAAGCUGAUCAGAAGUCAUUACUUAGACUCCUAAGUAAACAAGAUGUCCCUGAGAAUAUUUUUGCCUCUGAUCAUUUUAAGAGGUUUUACUGUGUUGUUUUAAGGCUUUUACAGAGAUUUCUGUCCUUUCUUCAAAGGGAUAAUGUUUUGUUUACAUCUAUAAAUAUCAGAAAUACUGGAAGGUCCGUAAAACGAGAAACUUCCAUAUUUCCGUGUGAGAAAAAAAAAAACACCAACAUUUUAUACCUCUCAAAUAGUAACAGUUUUUUCUAAAUCCAAAAUGCUAUUAUAAUACUUCAGGGAUAAAGGUGACAGUUACUGGUAGGUAAAGAAAUGCUUUAUGAUUUAUGUCUUACACCAUACCUCACCAUUAACUCCUUUACAUUUGCUCCUAAGUUCAUUCUGAUUGAGUGACCCUCUUGUUUUAUUGAAGUGCAUUCUCUUACCUGGUAUGGAAUUUUCUUUUAGACAUUAUUAGAGUGAAUUCAAAGUUGCCGAUGUCCAGGACUAGGUAGGUCCCAGGAAGUCUACCCAUACGUAACCAUAAACCUUAAGAGAAAACUAAAUUGGAGACAUACUGUGUCCUGCGUGGAUCCACCAAGAAUCCACUAUGGAUUUGGGAGACUAGUGAUGCUGAGAGCAGAACAGCAUCAUGUUAUGGAAAUGCUUUAGGUUUUGUUCUAUCACAGAGAAAUUUUCUACUCCACUGUACGCAUAUCUCCGAUAUUGGCCUCAUUAGGACUCUGUCAUUUCCUGUUGUUUAUCAAGACAUAAGAUCUCUGUUAGGAGAGUGUUGUUGCUGUUGCGUUGCUUCUUACAAAAGCUUUUUAAAGAAACUAAUGUUGAGCAAUGCUGUAGGAACUCCUGCUAUCUUUGUUUGACAUUUCUUGUCAAUUCAAAUUCUUAUCCAGUGUUAAAGAUUCUAAAUCACAAAUCGAGCACAAGCACACAUACACAUUUGUUAGUGAUUUCAAAAAUGAAUGCAAUUAAAUUUGAAUUUUUUUUAUUUUUUGUGGGGUGUUGGAAGCUCAAGUUUAUCUAUUCUUUGCAAUGAAAAUCAGUAAUGCCUCAAAAAAAAAA
Messenger RNA from Meleagris gallopavo (turkey), 3999 nucleotides. NCBI's taxonomy places the organism in Eukaryota, Metazoa, Chordata, Aves, Galliformes, Phasianidae. The record is from RefSeq and is a predicted model, not a curated record.